AUGAAGACUCGUAAAUUGAGGAAAAUUAGUCAACAGAAACCUCGGCUGCGGCUAGUUCUCUCCAGCUACUGUGUUCCCACAUUCAGAAGGCCGAUGUGGACAAUCCUCCCCCUUUUCCUCCUGGUCGCGGUUGUCUGCGGAGCUCCCCAAGGUUAUUCAUAUUCCAGCCCUGGACAUCCUCCUGGGCGACCAACGUUUGGGCAAGGGUCAGGCCAGUAUCCGCACAGACCUUCUAACAGCUUCGGCAGCGGGGGGUACGACGACAACGAAUAUUCUGAGCCAGCUAACUACCAGUUCCAGUACGACGUGUCGGCCCCCGAGUACGGGACUAGGUUCGGACACCAGGAGUCCAGGACUGGAGACUCCACCAGAGGGAGGUACUACGUGGACCUACCUGAUGGGAGGACUCAGGUGGUGGACUACACCGCGGACCAGACUGGAUACCAUCCCAGGAUAUCCUACAACUAG
Molecule: messenger RNA, 468 nt
Organism: Macrosteles quadrilineatus (aster leafhopper)
Lineage: Eukaryota; Metazoa; Arthropoda; Insecta; Hemiptera; Cicadellidae
Product: pro-resilin-like
Exons: 3
Coding region: 1-468 (155 amino acids)
Cellular component (GO): extracellular matrix
Source: RefSeq, a predicted model, not a curated record